Messenger RNA from Grammomys surdaster, 294 nucleotides. Its product is annotated as putative mitochondrial import inner membrane translocase subunit Tim8 A-B. NCBI's taxonomy places the organism in Eukaryota, Metazoa, Chordata, Mammalia, Rodentia, Muridae. The record is from RefSeq and is a predicted model, not a curated record. The transcript has a single exon. Bases 1 to 294 code for a protein of 97 amino acids.
AUGGAGUCGUCUUGGUCUUCCUCGGGAGGCAGCCUGGGAUCUACAGACCCACACCUGCAGCGUUUCAUGGAGGUGGAGGUGCAGAAGCAGCGGGUGCAGCUGCUCAUCCACCACAUGACGGAGCUCUGCUGGGAGAAGUGCAUGGACAGGCCUGGGCCCAAGCUGGAUGGCCGGGCCGAGCUCUGCUUAGUGAACUGCGUCGAGCGCUUCAUCGAUACGAGCCAGUUCAUCUUGAAUCGACUGGAGCAGACCCAGAAGGCCAGACCAUUGUUCUCAGAAAGCCUUUCCGACUGA